AUGCACCUUGGUGUAUUAAACAGAUCUAGAGGUUCUGUGGAUGCUGCAAAUAAUUUACGUGAUAAUCUGACCUCUUAUCACGACAUUAUCUCAACCGAGAGAUGGGAAAUGCGCUUCUUUGGUUUCUUCUUGAGUCUUUGUGAAGCGAACGCAUACAGUUCCUUCAGGGUCUUCUCUGAGGAAGGUGCCUCAAGGGGCCACUCGUCCUUUAAGGAUAAUUUGGCCUUCAACUUGCUUGAACAUUGUAAGAAAUUGAAGUCGAGAUACAAUGAAGUGGCCCAAGGCAGCAACCGAAUGCUUAGAAGUGAUUCUAACCAUUCCUACGUCUCCAUGAGUAAUGCAGGCAACAAAAGAAAGAGAUCGGUAUGCCGUAAAUGCAAAGAAAGCGGCACUAAUGGCAAACGGGUUGAAAAAUUUUGUAGCUGUGACCCCACAAUCCCCUUGUGCUUCGACUGUCAUAAUCAACACUUGAAGGUUGUCUGA
Rhizopus microsporus ATCC 52813 is the source of this 483-nucleotide messenger RNA. RefSeq lists its product as uncharacterized. Lineage: Eukaryota; Fungi; Mucoromycota; Mucoromycetes; Mucorales; Rhizopodaceae. The transcript is spliced from 2 exons. The record is from RefSeq and is a predicted model, not a curated record. Bases 1 to 483 code for a protein of 160 amino acids.